AUGAGUGAGGCUAGGUCUAACAGUGCCCCAGUGGUGGACAAUGGUCUGACCGAAAAAACAGCGACUUCAAAGACUCAAAUUGAACCAAAACCGACCGAGAAGAACGUUUCGGACGUAGAGGUUAUCGAUGGAGCCAAGAAGAAGAACAAGAAAAAGAAGAAAAAGACCAACAACAUCAAGAAUAUCGAGCUUCUGUAUCCAGAUUUGAAAUUUCCAGAAGGUGAAUGGAUGGACUACCAUCAGGACCAAAAUCUACAAAGAACUACCGAUGAGGAAAAACGGUAUUUGGCUAGGGACCAAGAUCAUGCCGAAAGAUGGAACGACAUGCGUAAGGGAUCGGAAAUCCAUCGUCGUGUGCGUAAAAACUUGCAGAACAAAUUGAAGCCCGAUAUGAGUUUAACAGAUGUGGUCAACGUGGUUGAAAACGCAACUCGCAAAUUCACCGGAGUGGACGAAAACGGUGACCACAAGGAUCGUCCCAAAUCGCAAGGAAUUGGGUUCCCUACAGGUGUAUCUUUAAACCAUUGUGCAGCGCAUUUCACGCCUAAUGCUGGCGAUCAGACAAUCUUGAGAUACGAAGACGUGAUGAAAGUCGAUAUCGGAGUUCAGGUCAACGGGUAUAUCGUGGAUUCCGCGUUCACGGUAACUUUUGACUCGAAAUACGACAAUUUGUUGACUGCUGUCAAGGAGGCAACAAACACAGGUGUGCGUGAAUCUGGUAUUGAUGUCAGACUCACCGACAUUGGCGAAGCUAUCCAGGAAGUUAUGGAAUCGUACGAAGUGGAGCUUAACGGCAAAACAUACCAAGUCAAGCCCUGCAGGAAUCUGUGUGGCCACAAUAUCGGCCCUUACAAGAUCCACGGGGGGAAAUCCGUGCCGCUGGUGAAAAAUGGGGAUCAGACCAAGAUGGAAGAGGGCGAGCAUUUUGCGAUCGAGACUUUUGGAACCACGGGACGCGGGUACGUGAUAUCAGGGGGCGAGGUUUCGCAUUACGCCAAAAACGAGGGUUCUUUUCCCACGCCUGCGUUGUCGAAGGCCAAAUCUUUGCUCAAGACCAUCGACGACAAUUUCGGCACUUUGCCCUGGUGUCGUCGCUAUUUGGACCGUUUGGGAGAAGAAAAAUAUUUGUUUGCGCUUAACAGUCUGGUCAAGCACGGAGUGGUUGAAGAAUAUCCCCCUUUAAGCGACAUUCAGGGCUCAUACACAGCACAAUACGAACACACAAUCUUACUGCAUCCACAUAAGAAAGAAGUUGUGUCCAGAGGCGAGGAUUACUGA
Lachancea lanzarotensis is the source of this 1278-nucleotide messenger RNA. It is a transcript of the gene MAP2, whose product is annotated as LALA0S01e05996g1_1. Gene Ontology annotation, biological process: proteolysis. Gene Ontology annotation, molecular function: metalloaminopeptidase activity. The record is from RefSeq and is a predicted model, not a curated record. Bases 1 to 1278 code for a protein of 425 amino acids. The transcript has a single exon. NCBI's taxonomy places the organism in Eukaryota, Fungi, Ascomycota, Saccharomycetes, Saccharomycetales, Saccharomycetaceae.